AUGGCAUCUACACUGCCCCGCCUACCCAUCUUCGAAGCCAUCAAGAAACAUGAUGGACAAAGCACGGCUGUUGUUCACUCUCUGUCGGGGCGCUCGUUUACGUACGGCGAGCUUGUGAACGAUGUCGCUGCUGCAAAGGAUAAACUGCAACGGAACUGCGGUGGGCAGAGCGCAGAGGGCCAACGGAUAUCCUUUCUGGUGGAAAACGGAUACGACUAUGUAGUGACCCUACUGUCCAUCCUCGCCGCACACGCUAUCGCCGUACCGCUAUCGCCGACCUUCCCAGCUCACGAGUUGCGAUAUAUCAUAGAUCAGAGCGAAUCUCUCAUGCUUCUCUCGUCUGAGAAGUUCCAGAGUCAAGCUGACGAUGUGCUGAAAGAGAAUAUGAAAACCAAGCCCAUCAACUACAAGCAGGAGAAGAUAAUGAUGGGCAAGACGGAUGACUAUGUCACGCUGGAGGAACCCACAAGCGACAAGGGCGGCAUGAUGCUAUAUACGUCUGGCACAACAAAUAGGCCAAAAGGCGUUCUGUUGCCCCAAGACGUACUAACGGCUCAGUCGCGAUCGCUGCUGGAAGCUUGGAACUACAGCAAAGAGGACGUGCUGUUACACGUACUUCCCCUACACCAUAUCCACGGCACCAUUAAUGCGCUGCUUACGCCUCUCUUUGCUGGUAGCACUAUCGAGUUCCAGUUCCCCUUCAACGCAACGGCUGUAUGGGAUCGCCUGGCGGCUCCUUUCCUACCGAACCCCGACCCAGUCAAGAAGCCCAUCACCUUCCUGACUGUCGUCCCGACUAUAUAUACACGCCUGCUCGCAUCUCACCCUACCCUCUCGCCUGAACUCCAAGCCGCGACCAAGACCGCUCUUCACCCAUCCAAUAUGCGCCUAAACAUCUCGGGGUCCGCUGCCCUUCCUACACCAGUAAAGUCAGCGUGGACGGAGCUUAGUGGAGGCAACGUGCUGCUAGAGCGAUAUGGCAUGACCGAGGUAGGCAUGGCGCUUUCAUGUGGGUUACGUUUCACAGAUCGCGUAGACGGCUCCGUGGGCUGGCCGCUCCCUUCGGUGCAAGCGCGUUUGGUAGAUACCGAGAAUGGAGAAAUCAUAGAGGUAGGCAAAGAAGUCGACCCUGCGACAGGACGCGAGCGCCAGGGUGAGAUACAGCUGCGUGGUCCAACCAUCUUCAGAGAAUACUGGAAGAACCCUGAAGCAACUCUCAAAGAGUUCACAGAGGACGCGGACGGACAGGGGAAAUGGUUCAAGACUGGCGAUGUCGCUGUUCGAAGGAACGUUGACGGAGCAGGCAAGAGCGAUCAAGCAUGGGCUAAGGGACCUCUCUACUUUAUCUACGGGCGUAAAUCAGCAGACAUCAUCAAAACCGGUGGUGAGAAGGUCUCCGCUCUUGAGAUCGAACGCGAGAUGCUUUCGCUUCCGCAGGUCGACGAAGUCGCCGUUGUCGGCCUACCAUCAGAAGCUUGGGGCCAGAAAGUCGCUGCUGUAGUAGUGCUUUCCGAACAAGGCAAGACCGCAGGAAAAGGAGGCAAAGCAUGGUCUGCAUUAGAUAUGAGGCGGGCGCUUAAGGAGAUUCUCGCAAACUACAAGAUCCCGCAAGAGAUGAAGGUUGUCGACUCCAUCCCGAGGAACGCAAUGGGUAAGAUCAACAAGAAGCAGCUUGUCAAGCAGAUUUGGGGUGAGGCUUUGGAGGGAACGAAAGAGAAUGGUGCAGUGCAGGUACCGAAUGGAAGUGUAUAG
Messenger RNA from Alternaria atra, 1752 nucleotides. RefSeq lists its product as uncharacterized. Gene Ontology annotation, biological process: fatty acid metabolic process. The record is from RefSeq and is a predicted model, not a curated record. Gene Ontology annotation, molecular function: medium-chain fatty acid-CoA ligase activity. The transcript has 2 exons. Bases 1 to 1752 code for a protein of 583 amino acids. Lineage: Eukaryota; Fungi; Ascomycota; Dothideomycetes; Pleosporales; Pleosporaceae.